ACUCAGAGCUGCUCUGGGAAUGGCUUCCCAAGGAGUUCCAGCCCUUUAGCCACUGCCUGGGGGUGAUUCACAGCAAAGGGAAUUGCUUGGGUGCUCAGCCCGGGGUAUAUGUGCUCUUCCAGAGGGUGCAGCUCGUGUAAGUGUGAGGUUAGAAUGGGAAUGCUGCUCUGCCCCUCCCAGCCCUGAGGUCUGGCUGGGGGUGGGUGGACCCUUCUGUGCCCACUAAGAGUGUUUCCAUCCAGAAUUGGGGUUGUGGAUUUUUUUUAACUGCCAGGAAAGGUGGAAAUACUGGUUUCUCUCUUGUGUGUUAGUGGUGUGCUGCUUGCUGAAUUCUUUAGUGACUUGCAUUUCCCAGAAUCCCCAAAACACUGAGGUUGGAAAGACCUCCAAGAUCACCAAGUCCAACCUGUGACCAAUCCCCACUUUGUCACCCAGCUCAGAGCACUGAGUGCCAUGUCCAGUCAUUCCUUGGACAUCUCCAUGGGUAGGGCCUCCACCACCUCUCUGGGCAACCCCUUCCAAAUUUUCCCCUUCCAGUCCUACAUCCUUGGUGUUCUGUAUUGCAUUACAUGACAGAACACAGCCUUUUGAGUUUCUUGCAGCCCAGGUAAGGGAAAUCCUGGUUUUCCUCACUUCCAUGGAAAGAUGUUUCUUCUCUGUGGAGAAGCAAGAGUUAACAGAGCUCUCGGGUUGGACUCAGUGAUGUGAGAGAGAGUUUCCAGAUCCAGACUUUCUUGCAGCUUUUAGGAAAAGUGGCAGGAGUGAAACCUUACUGGACUGAUGCUGUUAAGAUGUUGUUUUCUAUCUGAGUCAGGAUACACCAGUGCCAGUGUUCUGCUGCUCCUUUGUUCCCUGCAGCAGUGGCACACUGUGGGGAGAAGGGAAGGGACAGACAGCAGUAAAGGUGGAACAGGUUCUACAUUUCCCAGCCCUUGGGAUGCAGCACUGUCCAUCCACAUCUCCCAGUGUCCUGGGUGGUGUCUGCAGUGUCACUGUUAAGGGACAAUUGGGUUUUCAGGUGCUGCUGCUGCUCGGAGCAGAAAGGAAACAGAAGUGUGUUGUCACUGCAGAGUUCCCUGGGAAAGCCAAAGGAGCCUGUGCUGGAUAGCUGCCCAGGCUGCUCUCCCUGUCUGUGCUUAUCCACAUGCUGGGAAGGCUUGUCCCAUGGGAAGGACAAAGUGCACAGGUGUGGGAUACACCUGGGAGCCUCUGGCUGUGCUGCUGCCAGGUGAGGGCGGGCCCAGCUCCGACCAGAGCUACCGCAGGGCCGGGUGAUUCUUCAUGGCUCAUUUCUGCUUCUCCGAGCAGCAGCCACAGAAAAUGCACACUUCCCUUUUCUGUCAGGGGGCUCUGACACCUGAGCACUGAUCCUUGUUGGGGGACAGCCCCGGAAUCUCAGCGAGGCAGCUCUGCACUUCCAGAGUUGGUAGGAUGCUAUGGUGGAAGGCAGGAGAGUCCCUACCUGCCACAGCCUGUGCUUUCACCCCAGUGAUUGCUGCCAAAUUGUCCUCCCUGCCUUUAGGGUGACCCCAAAGGCUCGGGGUGCAGCAGGGCUGUGCUGGAGGUGCCGCUGAGAGGCGGGGCUGGCGCUGAGAGGCUGGAGCGGAGCCUCUGGAGGGCGCGGUGCUCCAUAUCCUGUGAUGGAUGGUGGUGGUGAUGGAUGCUCCCUCGCACCCUUGCGUUCUCCUCUGCUCUCUCCCGACGUCUGCAAAUCAGUGUGGAAGAAGCUCCUGAGCUCCCAAGCUCCCCGUGUCAAUGUGUUCAUGGCAGUGCCCUCCAUCUAUGCCAAGCUGAUGGAAUAUUAUGAUGAGCACUUCACCCAGCCCCAGGUGCAGGAUUUCGUGCGUGCCUUUUGCCAGGAGAACAUCAGGUUAAUGGUGUCAGGCUCAGCAGCCCUGCCUGUGCCUGUCCUGGAGAAGUGGAAGAGCAUCACGGGGCACACCUUGCUGGAGAGGUAUGGGAUGACUGAGAUUGGGAUGGCGCUUUCUAACCCUUUGCAUGGAGUCCGUGUCCCAGGUUCCGUGGGCACCCCGCUGCCCGGCGUGGCAGUGCGCAUCGCCAGCGAGACCCUGAGCGGCGGCGCCCGCUCCUACAGCAUCCACGCCCAGGGCGAUGAGAACAGCACGCAGGUGACCCCGGGCCUGGAGGGACAGGAGGGGGAGCUGCUGGUGAAGGGCCCCUCGGUGUUCCGUGAGUACUGGAACAGACCCAAGGAGACGGCGGACGCCUUCACGCCCGACGGAUGGUUCCGGACAGGAGACACAGCAGCAUACAAGGAUGGAGUGUACUGGAUCAAGGGCCGCACCUCCGUGGACAUCAUCAAGAACGGGGGGUUCAAAGUCAGCGCGCUGGAGGUGGAGCGGCAGCUCCUGGCACACCCCCACAUCACAGACGUGGCAGUGAUCGGGCCCCCGGACGUGGUGUGGGGACAGCGGGUCAGCGCCGUGGUGAAGCUGCGCCAGGGCCAGAUGCUCUCCGUGAGGGAACUGAAGGACUGGGCCAGGGACACCAUGGCUCCCUACACCAUCCCGACAGAGCUGAUCGUGGUGGAGGAGAUCCCGCGCAACCAGAUGGGCAAAGUCAACAAGAAGGAGCUGCUGAAACGCUUCUACCCAGCCUAGUGCCCACCUGGGGGGCUUGGCCCUGAUCCACGGCAUUCUGCCCCUGAGGAGGAGCCAAGGGAUCAUCCCUGGCAGAUCUGGGCUCGCUGCAGCCUAGUCCUUGAUUCAUGUCCAGUAAAAGUAGCAUUUGUCCCUCCUGGCUGAGCCGAGCCAGAGCUGCAGAGUUAGGGUUUCCUUGUGGGGAGCCCCUUGCAGGAAUCACAGAAUCACAGAAUGGUUUGGGUUGGAAGGGACCUUAAAUUCUGUCCAGUCCCACUCCCUGCCAUGGGCAGGGACACCUCCCACUACCCCCUGGUGCUCCAAGCCCUGUCCAAUCUUCCACGGUUGGGGCAGCCACAGCUGCUCUGGGCACCCUGCACCAGGACCUCCCCACCCUCACAGGCAAUGACUUCCCAGCAGAAAUAAAUAAAUAUAAAAUCAGACAUAAAUUCUGGCUGUAUGAUCCAGUGCAUCCACCACCACCAAGUGACCCCAGUGCACUACUGAUGAAUCCCACCUUUCAACGUGGAAGUUUGUCCUGUUUGACUCUACACAUGAGCUGCCAGCCCCAGGGGGUUGGUGGUGCCAGUGGGGCACAGCAGCCCCCAUCCAGUGGGUCCAUCUCCUCUGGUCCUGUCCAGUGCUGAGGGGGUGACAGGCAGCUCCAGCUUUUCCUGGUAGCUGAUGGGGCUCUGGAAACACCAGGGAGGGCAGGAGGAAAAAGGAGCAUGAGUAAUUACACGGGUCACUAGAGCCCCAGAAAUCUGGGAUGUGUAAAGAGCAUGGAAAGGACAUGGAGGGGACCAUGGCAGGCACAUGGUGCUGGGC
Serinus canaria (Common canary) is the source of this 3428-nucleotide messenger RNA. RefSeq names its product acyl-CoA synthetase family member 3 (gene ACSF3). Gene Ontology annotation, biological process: fatty acid metabolic process. Lineage: Eukaryota; Metazoa; Chordata; Aves; Passeriformes; Fringillidae. Bases 1641 to 2621 code for a protein of 326 amino acids. The record is from RefSeq and is a predicted model, not a curated record. Gene Ontology annotation, molecular function: medium-chain fatty acid-CoA ligase activity. The transcript is spliced from 8 exons.